AUGUCGUCAUACAAACCAGGGAAUUCCAAACGUGAAGAGUUUCGAAAGUACUUGGAGAAGUCAGGGGUAAUUGAUGCAUUAACAAAGGUGCUGGUUGGAUUAUACGAAGAAUCAGAAAAACCUGACAAUGCUUUAGAAUUUAUGAAGAAACAUUUACAAGCUGAAGGUCCAGAACCUUCGGAUGUUGAAGCAAUGAAGCUAGAGAUUGCAGAAUUGAAACAAAAACUUGAAUUACUGGAAAGUGAAAAUGCAGAGCUGAAACGAAGCUUAAAUCAUCAUCAACAACAGCUGACUCCUGCAACUGGAACAAAUGAUGGGAAUACAACGAAUUAG
Trichobilharzia szidati is the source of this 333-nucleotide messenger RNA. The record is from the annotation of a GenBank genome assembly. Lineage: Eukaryota; Metazoa; Platyhelminthes; Trematoda; Strigeidida; Schistosomatidae.